UCUGGCUUAAUUAUUUUUAGAUGGAUGGUGCACGCGACCAUUGGCCAGCAAGGCGUGCCUCACAGUGUGCCCGAUCGGAAACCCGAGGGAAGUAAAGUUACACGAAUACUUUCAUCAUGUUGCUCAAACAACUUAAUCACUGAAAUCAAACGAGAACUGUAUAAGUAGGUAUACUGUUCUUGAAAACUGUUACACAUGAUACUAUCGUAAACUACUUGAUUUAGAAAAAGUAAGCACGGAAAAAGUCUUUGAGGAGCCAACGCCGCGCGGUUAAAGGUACCUUUAACACCAUGAACUGUUUUCUGAAAUUAAAAAAAUACUGGCCUGUUUGUUAAACGAAACGUUUCCUUGAGAAAAUCAAGUGACAUUGUCAAUUUGCCCAAAGUUUUGUGAUUGAAAAGUUAUAUUAAAAGAAACUAAAAUAAAGCAAAAUGGUAUUUUCAUCUAGCAAACCGAAGAUUUUAUUGCCACAGGAUCUUCAAGAAAAGAUAUAUUUAUUAAGCAAUUUAUAUAAGCCCACAGAUUUAGAUUCAGCCAACUAUCAAAAUAAGGUGAACGCUAUAAAAAAACUGGAUUGUAUAUUAAAACAUUGCACCAGAAGAGAUCUUCAGGAAAGUGAUUUUAAGGAACUCCUGUUGUGUUCUUUGACUCUAGUGUAUUAUUUUGGGAUGAGGUUAAAAUUGAGCAGAUUAACUUCUAAGUACUGGUAUUGGUGUGGUAAGCGACAAUUUCUGAAAGCAGAAGCAGCUUUCCAAAAAACAAUGGACAUGCUCUUACCAGAAUGCAGCGAGAUGACAAUCAAAAUCACUCUGAAAUUUUUCACCGAUGUCUCGCUUUGGAACUUUGAGAGCUUCGUCGGUCAGAUUUUAGAAGUCGUUCUCUAUUUUAAUCGAGGCAUGACUAUUCUGUUUAACCUGAUGCUCACAGAUAUACACUAUGUCCUAUUCACUGAUGUCAAGUCCGCUAGACAUCGAAUGAGAGUGUUUUAUGAAUUACUCAAGAGUUCAAAUUGGGUCAUCGACAAACAAAAGCUUUUACCAUUUGUCACACGAUUGCUGGACUUUUUUGCUUACAGUAUAUCGAGGAACGAUAGUAAAGCAAGUGUGUACAGAUACUUGAGAAAAGGAUUUGAAGUGUGUUUACGUCGCAUUUUCGAAAGAGUUGAAAACUCACACAGACUGAUGAUUAUAACAACUAUGCUGAACUGGUUUUCUAUGGUCAAUAUGAAUCAUGAGGACGUUCUAGAGUUCUCUUCUUUGCUGGACCACGCGGCACGGUUUUAUCAUGUUAAUUCUUAUAAAGAGAGCUUUUCCGAAGGUUUGAUUGAACAUGUUUUGAUAGAAUUGGUGGGUUCCCCAAAUGUUACGUACAGCCUCGUGGGAUGCAGGCUCUUAUCAACAUUUCUUGAUCGACAACAUAACUCAGAGUUUCUUAUCAUCCCUACGAUUUACUAUGAAUUUUCACAGGUGCGACUAAAAGUUGGAUAUUAUGACCUUAAGGACAAAUUUUUCCUACGAUUUCAUAGAGAGAAAAUGCAUGAUAACCUUCUAAAAGCGGUGAAGAGUCACUGCACGAACAUUGUGAAUUUAAAGAUCAUAUAUUCCAUUAUCUGUUGUUUGGUGCUGGAAGUGCCUUGUGGACUGACUGCCGCUGCGGCGGCGUGCAUGGUCAUGGCUAUUCAAGACUUGGCACUAAACGGAGAGAACAUCCCAGCGCCGUGCAGAUAUUGGUUGCACGCAGUUGUCGUAUCUGUGAUGUCCUUAAUUUGCUGGGUCCACAAAGCUCCUGUACUAUAUACGUAUGUCAACCAUAUUAUAUCAAGGCGGGCGAAGGAGGCACCUCAACUGAACCCGCCGAUCAUGUACUAUUACAAUAUAGGCCGGCAUCAUGUUACUUGGAAUAAGCCUACACUUUUUUUCGAAGAUUGGGAACUGCGUUUCGCGCUUUGGAAGCAUUUCCAAGAAAGUCAGACGGAAAAGAAUCCUGAUAAAUUAGGAAAAAUACCAACUCUAGACUUGCGCAAGUAACCAAGGAAUG
Molecule: messenger RNA, 2037 nt
Organism: Trichoplusia ni (cabbage looper)
Lineage: Eukaryota; Metazoa; Arthropoda; Insecta; Lepidoptera; Noctuidae
Exons: 3
Coding region: 432-2027 (531 amino acids)
Biological process (GO): protein localization to plasma membrane
Cellular component (GO): plasma membrane
Source: RefSeq, a predicted model, not a curated record